Xyrichtys novacula (pearly razorfish) is the source of this 2925-nucleotide messenger RNA. The record is from the annotation of a GenBank genome assembly. Lineage: Eukaryota; Metazoa; Chordata; Actinopteri; Labriformes; Labridae.
CUCCGAUCCCGUCAAAAACCCUGCCCAGACCGUCUUUGUCGUUCAGGAUGUAGGACUGAGGGGAGCUGAGAGUCGCUGAAACACCGAGAAUCACCACAAAAACCUGAAAAAGUCUAACAUCCAUCCUGGAACCGUAGGGUCUGUAGCCGACUGCUGCUGCUGCUGCUGCUGAAUGUGCACGCUCACGGCUCCGGUGCGUCACAUGACUGAGCGGCUGAUAAGUCACGUGAUGUCAGGAGUUCCGUGCCAACAUUAUUAAGACGUUUUAGGUAACAGCCGCAGGCUCGUGGAAAUGAAGAUUAAAUACUGAUAAAGAUGAUAUUUUUAAAUUUCAAAUUAUAUUAAAACACUGAUUUAAAUAUUUUUUUCUCAAGAUUUACCUGUUAAGCUUGUUUACUUUUUCUUUCUCAUUUUUGUAAGAAUGCAGCGCUCAUUUUAAUCGGCUAACACAGUUUUCAUUUUUGUACAUCACCUUUAAAGGGGACCUGCCAUAAAAAUGUAAUUUUUGGUUUUUUUUGUGUCAUAUAAGGUCCAUAUUAUGUUCGUCUUAUGUUGUACAUGUGAAAACAAACCGUUAUGUCGUUUGCAUUCUGUAAAGGUUUAAAAUCAAGGAACGAGUAAACCAGGCCAAUUGAAAACAAGAGUACCCAGAUGCAGCGCAAGGCGGACCCAAAGACCAAAAACCGCAACAAAAAAACGCCAUAAGUUUCCGCAUUACCUCCGAUUGGCGGACCCAAAACAUGAACUUUGAACUUCUGCUUUGCGAUGCCAGAACAGUAGGUGGCGGUAUGUACCUACACUUUCUGACGGCAAAAUUUACAGAAGAAGAAGAACUCAAUCGACGUCGUUACAGGAGCACACACCCUACAAUGCGCAUUUGUACAGCGAAACAACGGUAAGGAAAAUAUUAUUUUAUAUUAUUUUAAUCAGGGCUUCCCCAGCCAGGACUUUGGCUCAGACUGUGGAAUCUUCAUGUUGAUGGUAGGUCAUAACGAGCUGUAAUGCACAAAUAUUGUAUCUAGAAUAACUUUCCAACAUGGACUUUUUUAAUGUUAUCUCACAUGUUGUCUCAUAAUUUUUUUUUUUUUAAGUCUGCCAUGUACAUCGUUCUGGACUCACAGUUUGACUACUCAGUUGUAAGUACUUUUCAACAUGCAGUGUCAUCCUCAAGGUUGUAUUUUGUAUUGUGCACUAAAAUGAAAUACAAACAACAAUUUCAGCAUGACAUGCCUGUUUUGCGGCGAUGGUGGUGCCUGUUGCUCCUGGAGAACCAUUCUUUGAACAGGUAGACAGUUUAAAUAAACUAGAUGCCCUAAUUAACUGGAAGACAAUCAAUAUAUUGUACUUAAAGAUAUAUUGUCAUUACAGUUGUGGGAAAAUCUUCGCCCACUGGACCGAAGAAUGUAAACAGCUCAUUGCUGGAAAGCAUACUCCGGUCUUCAGACUAAAGAGGAAGGCCGAGCAGCAGGACAUAGAGGUUAGAAAAUUGCCUUCUAAAAACAGUAUUAUCUCAGUGGGAGUCCUUCAAAAUGCACACAGUUGUAUGGAUCAACAUUGUCUCGAUGUAUUUGGUAAUUGAUGUUACUUUUCAAAUUGCCUUGUCAAGGAAACCAUGACGCAGACGGCAUCGGAUGUCCGAAGAAUGUGCAUGGCAGAGUCGAUGCAAUUCUGUGUCUACCAGACAUCCGACAACACAGGAGAGAGGUGUGUUGCAGACUCAAUUUAAUAAAUGCAAUUAUCGGGGCCUAUUCAGUGAUUUUCCAUGAAGUGACCACUUUUACAUAUAGUUUAAAUGCACGAAUCAUGUGGUAAAAUUAUUUAUACAUUCAAAUGUGCUGCAGAGGUAUAAUCAAUUGGACAGCGUGUUUGUUUAAUAUUAUGUUUGUCUCUCAUUUGAUCAGAUUGCUUUACCCUGAGGUAAAAUUGAUCAAAUGGGUCCAGUGCAAGACGUGCAGGGGCUGGCUGCAUCUGGAUUGUGCUGGGAUGGAAAUGGAGCCGUUUGACUGCGGGUGCGAGGACUCAAUUGAGCAUCCUCGGUAUAACAUAAUUUAUCAAGGAAACAUAGUAUCAGUCAAAAAUACGAGGCUCAAAGGAUGAAAAAAUGAGGGCUUGCUCUUUUUCUUAUUUCUCUGCAGGAUCAAGGAUGCUGUCGACAGUGGAGGAAUUCAUGCUGUCUUUUCUAAGACACAGAUCAAGGUUGCUUUUGAAUGCACUAUCAGUUGUUAAAGCCACCGUUUCUUUUUCAGAUGAUUACAUUUUUGUCUCUUGCUCUUUGGUUUCAGACAUUACAUGAUGAUCUCCUGUCCGGAAAGCUCCGCUCAAACCGAAUGUUCCUUUGGAGGAAUCCCGCCACCUCACUCCGACUCAAGCAGCACCUCAAGAUAAAGACAUUAAGUUGGAGUGAGCAGCGCGUAAGUAAAAAUGCCAUCCAUCAUGAGUAUUUUUACUCUCAGGGGUGUUACAUUUGAAAGGUGUUUACUUUGUGUGUUUUUCUUCAAUAGAUGUACGAGCUCCUGCGAUUCAUUGAGGAGGCAACAAACAUUGCUAAAAAAAUAAAGACAGGCAAUAUUCAUCUGCUUGAUUUCGUUUUAGACGUCAUGCUCCCAGAGGUGAGUAGAUCAAACUAUAUAGCUUGCUUUGAAAAUUGAUGAUAUUGUUAAGAGGUUGUUCUUAUUCAUUUGGAAAGCUCAAGAACAACAAUUAACCCAUACUGCAUAACUUCAAUUGUUCACAUUAUUUGCCUGUUUUUCAGCUUUUGAUCAAAGCACUGAAGGAGCAUGGCAUCAGCCGGUUCAGAGCGGAGCUGAUGAUGGCCUGUGGCAAUGUGUUUUGAGCCCCCCACCACACCGACGUGCUGAAUUUUGUAUAUUUUUUUUUUACUGUUCACAAUUUUGUUUGAAAAAAAUUAAAGAAAUCUUCAAAGCA